AUGGCUGCUGUAGGGGAGGCAAUAAAUCUGCUGGAUCCAAGCAACAGCUCUAAGAAUACCUUGAAGCUCGAAAAUACAAAGAAUCGAGACACCCUGAUAGCGAUCGAGAAGAAAUACCAGGCGAAAUGGAAGGCCGAACGCGUAUUCGAAGUCGAUGCACCCACCCAUUCCGAGAUGCCCUAUGAUUCAACAAAGCCCGAAGACUUGAGAAAGAGGCAUCCGAAGUAUUUUGGCACCUUUGCGUACCCUUACAUGAAUGGUACACUUCAUGCCGGACACAGUUUCACAGCUUCGAAAGUCGAAUUUACCGCAGGCUUCUCCCGGAUGGUAGGAAAGCGGGCGCUGUUUCCCCUGGGUUUCCACUGCACAGGCAUGCCAAUAAAAGCUUGUGCCGACAAGCUCGUCGAGGAUGUACGGAGGUUUGGCAAGGAUUUCGAAGGCUACGAAGAGGAGGAGGCAGAAGAUGCACCUGUCGAAAACGGUGCUCCCGUUGCACCAGUGCAGGGCCAAAUCAAGGACGAUAUCACGAAGUUCAGCAGCAAGAAGAGCAAGGCGGCGGGAAAAGCUGUCAAGCUGAAACACCAAUUUCAGAUCAUGCUUGCUCUGGGGAUACCUAAGGAAGAGAUACACAGAUUUGCGGAUGCAGAUUACUGGCUUCAAUACUUUCCACCAUUGUGCGAGAAGGAUCUUAACAGCUUCGGUGCACGGAUAGACUGGAGAAGGAAAUUCGUCACGACCGAUGCAAAUCCGUAUUACGAUGCUUUUGUACGAUGGCAAAUGAAUCGCUUGAAAGAACUUAAUAAGAUCAUGUAUGGCAAUCGAUACACCAUAUACAGUCCCAAAGAUGGCCAACCUUGCAUGGACCAUGAUCGGACUGAAGGCGAAGGUAUUGGGCCAACAGAGUACACAGCCCUCAAACUGCAGGUCAAGGAGUGGGCACCCGAGGUUGCAAAGAGUGUAGAAGAUAAGAUUCCUAAGGACGCGACAGUAUACUUCGUGCCGGCAACGUUGAGACCCGAAACCAUGUAUGGACAAACGUGUUGCUUUGUCGGACCGAAAAUUAAAUAUGGUAUCUUUAAGGUGUCCGAAUCAGAAUAUUUCAUUUGCACAAAGCGGGCAGCAUGGAACAUGGCAUUCCAGGGGAAGUUCUUCGACGUUGAUAAUUUCCCGCGAGAUCAGAGCGAACUGCAGCCAGUCGUUGAGCUGUCUGGAUCUGCAUUCGUUGGGACACUGGUCAAGGCGCCACUUUCCGUACACACAGAGGGUGUGAGAAUAUUGCCAAUGGAUUCAGUUCUUGCCACCAAGGGCACAGGGGUGGUCACCUGUGUGCCUUCGGACAGUCCAGAUGACUAUGCCACUAUAAGAGACUUGGCCAAGAAAGCCGACUUUUACGGCAUCAAGAAGGAGUGGGCAGAGCUCGAGAUUUUACCGCUAAUAGAAACACCGUCAUACGGCAAUAUGACAGCGAAGUAUCUGGUGGACACCAUGAAGAUCAACUCGCCUAAAGAUGCAGCCCAGCUUGCACAAGCUAAGGAUCUUGCCUAUUCGGAAGGUUUCUACAAAGGCAAGAUGCUGGUGGGAGAGUUCAAGGGCCAGCCAGUCCAGGAAGCAAAGGACAGAGUUCGACAAUCUUUGAUCGACAGUGGCGACGCCUUUCCGUUUGCCGAUCCGUCUGGUAAGGUUGUCAGCCGCAGUGCGGACGAGUGUGUCGUAGCAUAUCUUGGCCAAUGGUUCUUGAACUAUGGCGAGAACGACAAGGAGUGGCAGCAGACUGUGAUUGACUAUGUCAACAAUGGUUUAAAUUGUUAUACACAGGAGACAACCAACCAGUUCAACGCAAAUCUGGAGUGGUUGAAUCGGUGGGCUUGUGCAAGAACCUAUGGUCUGGGUACCAAACUGCCUUGGGAUAAGAAGUUCCUGGUGGAGAGCUUGAGCGAUAGCACCAUCUACAUGUCCUAUUACACGAUCUCUCAUCUUCUACACUCCGACGUCUUUGGCACCAAGCCUGGAAAGUUAAAUAUCAGGCCAGAACAGAUGACAGACGAGGUCUGGGACUGUAUCUACCACAAAACUGGGAUAUCAGAAGAUGUCAUCAAUUCCUCUGGUGUUAGCAAAGAGUCGUUCCAGACAAUGCGCCGCGAAUUCGAAUAUUGGUAUCCGCUUGAUAUGCGAGUGUCAGGCAAGGAUCUCAUUCCCAACCACCUAACAUUCAUGUUAUAUAUCCACCUCGCCUUGUUCCCGCGACAGUUUUGGCCACGAUCUGUCCGAUCGAACGGUCAUCUGUUACUGAAUGGUGCCAAGAUGAGCAAGAGUACGGGGAACUUUUUGACGCUGAGCGAAGCGGUGAAGAAGUUUGGUGCAGAUGCGACGAGGAUAGCGCUUGCCGAUGCAGGUGAUGGGAUUGAAGACGCCAAUUUCGAAGAGAAGGGUGCUAAUGGAGCCAUCAUGAGGAUGCACACGCUAAAGGAGUGGAUCGAGGAGGUUGCCCAAGAUCCAAAUCUGCGGACAGGACCGGCAGAUGCAGUCUGGGACAAGCUGUUUGACGACGAGAUGAAUAUCCUUGUCCACGAGGCAAGACAGCACUAUGAAGACACGAACUACAAACUCGCAUUAAAAUCCGCCCUCUACGAUUUCCAAUCCGCCCGAGACUUCUACCGCGAAGCAUGCCUCUCCUCCUCAAUACCAAUGUCGCGUGCGUUGAUCCUCCGCUACAUCUCCCUACAAGCCCUCCUCAUCACCCCGAUCGCGCCCCACUGGGCCGAGUAUAUCUGGCUCGAAGUCCUAAAGAAUCCCGAUACUGUGCAACGAGCUCAGUGGCCCUCCGACGUGCCCGCCGCAAGCCCCGCUUUAACAGCGGCCAGAGAAUACGUCAAACUGACCAGCAGCAACAUCACCAGCGCCGAAGCCCAAGCCGCGAAGAAAAUGGCAAAGGGCAAAGCCAGCUUAUUCGAUCCGAGAAAACCGAAGCGUCUCACCAUCUUCGCGGCAUCGAGCUUUCCAGCUUGGCAGGAUAAAUAUAUCGAUCUUGUCCGCGAGAUGUUCGAUGCCGCUAGCCUCUCCAUUGACGAGAAAGAACUAAAAGGCAAGGUGAGCAAGAUGGGUGAGGUGAAGAAAGCGAUGCCUUUCGUUCAAGGACUGAAGACUCGUUUGGUUGGUCAAAAGGAGGAUCCGAAGACGGUGUUUGGGAGGAAAUUGGCGUUCGAUGAGGCGGAGAUGCUGGAGAGUAUGAAGAAGGGGCUGAUGAAGACGACGGGUUGUAAAGAGGUGGUUGUCGUGAAGGUGGAGGAUGCGAAGGAGCAGGGUCUGCCGCCCAUGGCGGAGAAUGCUCUCCCGGGCAAUCCGUCGUUUUUGUUUGAGAAUGUGGAGGCGUAG
This is a messenger RNA of Endocarpon pusillum Z07020, 3372 nucleotides long. Its product is annotated as Leucine--tRNA ligase. The transcript has 3 exons. Gene Ontology annotation, molecular function: ATP binding; leucine-tRNA ligase activity; aminoacyl-tRNA deacylase activity. Bases 1 to 3372 code for a protein of 1123 amino acids. Gene Ontology annotation, biological process: leucyl-tRNA aminoacylation. The record is from RefSeq and is a predicted model, not a curated record. Lineage: Eukaryota; Fungi; Ascomycota; Eurotiomycetes; Verrucariales; Verrucariaceae.